AUGGACGAUGCCAGCGACCUCUGGAGUGUCAAGAAAAACGAAGAGGCUGCGGCCAAGAAGCGUCCCAAGGUCACUGCUGCUCAGCUGCGUGUCCAGAAAGACUUGACAGAGCUGGAUCUCCCUUCCACCAUGAAGACUGUUUUCCCCGACCCCACCGAUGUGCUCAAUUUCACCCUCACCAUCACCCCCGAUGAAGGUAUCUACAAGGGCGGCGUGUUCAACUUUUCCUUUGCCAUCAAGCCCGAGUACCCGCAUGAGCCGCCAAAGGUGAGGUGCAAGGAGAAGAUCUAUCAUCCCAAUUUGGAUCUGGAGGGGAAUGUCUGUUUAAACAUCCUGCGAGAAGACUGGAAGCCUGUCCUUACCCUCUCAAGCGUUAUGAUCGGUAUCCAAUACCUCUUCCUUGAACCGCAAGUCUCUUUCACUGAUGCCACCGAUCAUGCCGUCUAA
Molecule: messenger RNA, 447 nt
Organism: Cryptococcus wingfieldii CBS 7118
Lineage: Eukaryota; Fungi; Basidiomycota; Tremellomycetes; Tremellales; Cryptococcaceae
Product: ubiquitin-conjugating enzyme E2 M
Exons: 4
Coding region: 1-447 (148 amino acids)
Source: RefSeq, a predicted model, not a curated record